This is a messenger RNA of Klebsormidium nitens, 1515 nucleotides long. The record is from the annotation of a GenBank genome assembly. Lineage: Eukaryota; Viridiplantae; Streptophyta; Klebsormidiophyceae; Klebsormidiales; Klebsormidiaceae.
CAAGCCUGGCUACUUUGACAGUGAAAGUCAAUUGGCUUCAUUGGCUCAAAAGGAGAAAUGCAAUCUCAAUGACAGCGCCAUGGCAGGCGAAUCUCGUCACUUCAGCACCUCCUUGCUGAAUCGCUACGCUUCCGCAACACUGGAUGAGGCGGCCCAGAGAGCAUUCACAAAGCAUGCAUGUGCUCUCAUCGACAGGAUCAUCUCUGAAACAUGGAUUGAACCCCGAGGGGCCGCGGGACGUGUAAGAGACCCUUAUGUGUACACUGGCAGCGGAGGAACAGCCUUUCUGCUGCUCAAAUUGACGCUUGCAGCCACGCAUCCAAAUAAUCUAGAGACAUGUAUGGAGAUCGUUGAGGAGUGCGCCAAAGUGGCGGGGAUGAUGAGAGAGCACCCGUCGUUCCUGCUGGGGCAGCCAGGGGUGUAUGCGCUCGGUGCAGUGGCGGCAUUCCAUGCGGGCAAGCGAGACGCUCAGAAUGUCUACCUCAGGAUGUUCCUGCAGGCUGGACACAUGCCCAACCUUGCGACGCCGUCCCUACAAUGCAACUCCGAUCCCCCCAACGAGCUGCUGUACGGCAGGGCGGGCUUCCUGUGGUCUGCCCUGUUUCUUAACACUCACUUAGGGCAAGGAAUCAUUCCAGAGAGUGUGACUCAACCAAUAGUGUCAACCAUCCUGGCGGACGGGAGGGCAUGCGCGAGGGGCUCCCAAUGGCCCCUGAUGUAUGAAUGGCAUGGGAAGCGCUACCUGGGGGCGGCACACGGCGUGGCUGGGGUUAUGCAUAUUCUACUGCACUUCCCCCUGUCCGAUACGGACCUCUCUGACUGGUGCCACGGGGCGGCGGGGGUGGCGCUCACGCUGUGCACUGCCGCGCGGCGGUUUCGAAACGACGAAGACGGCAAGGUGUUCUUGCAGGCCGCAACAGAGGCCGGAGAGGUCGUCUGGCAGCGCGGCCUCCUCCGCAAGGUCGGCCUGUGCCACGGCGUCGCCGGAAACGCGUACGUCUUCCUCGCGCUCUACAAGCUGACGGGCGACGCGAAGCACCUCCAGCGCGCGCACGCAUUCGGACGCUUCCGGUCUGAGGAAGCGGACGCCCUGAUCGAGGCGGGCGAAAUGCACGGGGGCGACCGUCAGUGGUCAUUGUUCGAGGGUCUGGCGGGGACUCCGUGUCUGUACCUAGAUCUGACGAACCCCCAAAACGCAAAGUUUCCGGGCUACGACUCGGUGUGAGAUAGGAGUUCGAGUGUGUAUCUUUGUUGCAACGGUGGCAAAGGUACAGAUGAGCACGUUCUUUGAAGAGUAGGCUGUUCAUGGUUGUGUAGCGCGGCAAGGUAAUUAUAUAAAUGAGAGGCUGAAAGUGCCAAAAGCGUUGGCUAACACGAUCCAGUACCAUGAGCAGCUAUAGUAGCUGCGCUUAAUUUUCGGAACGAGUGCAAGAAGAAUGACCACCGUACUUGGCGCCCCCCGAAUUGUUCGCUACAAUUCAGAAGCCUUUGCUUCCUCGUGCGCACUUGGCAGAG